Erythranthe guttata (spotted monkey flower) is the source of this 1255-nucleotide messenger RNA. Its product is annotated as nudix hydrolase 8. The record is from RefSeq and is a predicted model, not a curated record. Gene Ontology annotation, molecular function: NADH pyrophosphatase activity; NAD binding; ADP-ribose diphosphatase activity. NCBI's taxonomy places the organism in Eukaryota, Viridiplantae, Streptophyta, Magnoliopsida, Lamiales, Phrymaceae.
AAAAAAUAGCCAACUUUUUAUCCCACAAAUCAAGAAGUCCCAUUUGAGCUAUGGUUAUAUAUUUCAAUUGAACUCAAACAUGAAACAUCUCUAAAUUAUUUAAAUAAAUAAAAUCAGACAAAUAAAAUGGCAUCAAAAUUACUUUUUUGCCAACUUCCAGUUCCCUUAGUUCAUAUUAGUCCUUGGCAAACCCCAAGAAUCAAAUGGACCAAGAACAGCAAUAUUUCCUCAAAUCAUAGUUUCGUGGAGACGCCCGAUUCAAUCAAGGCGGCCCUGAAUCGAGGUCGACGUUUCGACCACGUCAACUGUGUGCAAAAUAAUGGAGUAGUUCAAGUUAUGUUUACACCGCCGAGUGUGUGCGUGGAGUCACUAAACGGAUCGGAGGACGAAUACAAUGGAAUCGUUAUCGAUCCAACGAGCUUACCCUCUAGCGCUAACGCCUUUGCGUCACUACUUAAAACUUCCUUAUCCACCUGGAAAUCAAAGGGUAAGAAGGGAAUAUGGCUAAAGAUAUUUGAAGAGCAAGCACACCUUGUUCCCAUAGCCAUUCAGGAAGGUUUUGUUUACCAUCAUGCUGAAGAUGGAUAUGUUAUGCUAACACAUUGGAUACCCGACGAACCCUGCUCGUUGCCAUGUGGGCCACGGCAUCAAAUAGGCGUCGCCGGAUUUGUGAUCAACCACAAUAAAGAGAUUCUUGUAGUGAAAGAGAAGUGCUCCUAUAGUUGCUGUGGAGUGUGGAAGUUGCCAACUGGUUAUAUUGAUAAGUCUGAAGAAUUGUUCUCAGGAGCUGUAAGAGAGGUGAAAGAAGAAACUGGAAUUGAUACAACAUUCUUGGAGCUGGUAGCUUUCAGGCAUAUACACAAGGUGGCGUUUGAGAAAUCGGACUUGUUGUUUGUUUGCAUGCUGAAACCAUUAUCCCUGGAAAUCAAGAUUGAUCAAAACGAAAUUCAGGAUGCAAAGUGGAUGAGUCUGGAUGAACUGGUGAGCCAGGAAUUUUACGAAGAAGAUGAAAUGUCGAAAAGGGUCAUCGAAAUUUGUAGGGCAACUUACGAGAAAAAUUACAGUGGAUUCGUUGCACAUCAAGUUGUAUCAAAAUUUGAUGGGAAGCUAUCUUCAUACUUGUAUUACAAGGAUGUCGACAAUGUUAGUUAAUUUAUUCGGGUGUUUUCGAAAUCUAUUUAAUGGAAAUUAUGCUUUAUAUAUAAUUAUGUAUAAUUUCAGUUUAAUAUUUGAAGGAUUCCGUAUGUUUUACUCA